Messenger RNA from Scomber japonicus (chub mackerel), 1201 nucleotides. It is a transcript of the gene txndc9, whose product is annotated as thioredoxin domain containing 9. Bases 28 to 696 code for a protein of 222 amino acids. The transcript has 4 exons. Gene Ontology annotation, cellular component: cytoplasm. Gene Ontology annotation, biological process: microtubule cytoskeleton organization. Lineage: Eukaryota; Metazoa; Chordata; Actinopteri; Scombriformes; Scombridae. The record is from RefSeq and is a predicted model, not a curated record.
GUAAACGUGUCACAGUGAGCAGUCAUCAUGGCCAACCAGUCAAUGGACAUCAUCUCAAAGGUCUUGGAGCAGACCGCCAAACUGGUAGAGGAGCAGGUCGAUGCACAGUUGAGCAAAGUCAGUGAGAUGGAUGAAGACGAUUUGGAGAGACUGAAGGAAAGGAGAUUAGAGGCUCUGAAAAAAGCCCAGAAACAGAAACAGGAGUAUCUGUCUAAAGGCCAUGGGGAAUACAGAGAAGUUCCAAGUGAGAAAGACUUUUUCAGCGAGGUCAAGGAAAGCAAGAACGUUGUCUGCCAUUUCUACAGAAGUUCCACCUUCAGAUGCAAGAUCCUCGACAAACACUUGGCCAUCUUGGCAAAGAAGCACGUUGAGACCAAAUUCAUCAAGCUGAAUGUAGAAAAGGCCCCUUUUCUGACAGAGAGGCUGCGGAUCAAGGUCAUUCCCACGCUGGCUCUGCUGAUAGACGGAAAGACAAAGGACUAUGUGGUCGGAUUCGCUGACAUUGGAAACACAGACGAGUUUCCCACAGAGAUGCUUGAGUGGAGGCUUGGCUGUGCAGAAGUUAUUAACUACAGUGGGAACCUGAUGGAGCCUCCUACAAUGACACAGAAGUCAGGCACAAAGUUCACAAAAGUGGAGAAGAAAACCAUCAGAGGGCGAGCUUACGACUCUGAUUCUGAUUCUGGAGAUGAUUGAAAAAUAUGAAACAGCCGUGUGGUUUCUUCUCUCAGGGCUACCUCAUGAAAAAGUCGGUAACGGACAGCCCGCUUUCUUUCUCCUGCUCUCUUCCUCAGUGACUUACCUAUUCAUCAAUUUCCCCUAAUUUAAUUUACUAGAUUUGAAAACAAGUUUAUAAAAAUCUGUUUUUGUUUCAGCCUUUCUUCAAAAUGGGUGUGUAAUGUUUUUGUAUUUGAAUAAUUAAAUAAUGAAAUAUGUGCACUUCCAAGUGGGAAACCAACAUGAAACAUUACACAGCAAAUAGUUGAGGAUGAUACUCUGAGCCACUGCAGCAACCAUUUAUCCACUCGUUUUUAGCUUUGCUGUUGAUUUGUCUCUGUGUCGGUCUGAUGAUGUAAUAGAAACCAUGAUGCAUGUCAGUGCCAAGAUCAUUUAGCAUCCAAAUACAUUUUUACACAUUACAUUUCCUUGUAGCAAGAGUUUGACUUAACCAAUGCAGACUUAAUAAAACUGUACAAAAUGA